This is a messenger RNA of Equus quagga, 1571 nucleotides long. RefSeq names its product torsin family 2 member A (gene TOR2A). The record is from RefSeq and is a predicted model, not a curated record. Gene Ontology annotation, cellular component: nuclear envelope; endoplasmic reticulum; endoplasmic reticulum lumen. Bases 62 to 1027 code for a protein of 321 amino acids. Gene Ontology annotation, molecular function: ATP hydrolysis activity; ATP binding. Lineage: Eukaryota; Metazoa; Chordata; Mammalia; Perissodactyla; Equidae. The transcript is spliced from 5 exons.
GGAGUUGUAGUUCUCGGGAGAGGCGGUUGGCGGCCCCGGACCGAGCUCCGGCCUGAGGCGGAUGGCGGCUGUGACGCGCGGCUGCCGGUCCUGGGGCUCGCUCCUCGGGCUGCUCGCGCUGGUCUCGGCCGCGGCGGCCGCCUGGGACCUGACUUCGCUGCACUGCAGCUUCGGCACCUUCUGCGAAUGUGACUUCCGGCCCGACUUCCAGGGUCUGGAGUGUGACCUGGCCCAGCACCUGGCUGGCCAGCACUUGGCCAGGGCACUGGUGGUGAAGGCGCUGAAGGCCUUCGUGCAGGACCCAGCUCCCACCAAGCCGCUGGUCCUCUCCCUGCAUGGCUGGACCGGCACUGGCAAGUCCUACGUCAGCUCCCUGUUGGCACACUACCUCUUCCGGGAUGGCCUCCGCAGCCCCCAUGUGCACCACUUUUCCCCGGUCAUCCACUUCCCGCACCCCAGCCAGAUGGAGCGCUACAAGAAGGAUCUUAAGAGCUGGGUCCAGGGAAACCUCACCACCUGCGGCCGCUCCCUCUUCCUCUUCGAUGAGAUGGACAAGCUGACCCCAGGCCUGAUGGAGGUCCUGCGACCUUUCCUGGGCUCCUCCUGGGUUGUAUACGGGACCAACUAUCGCAAAGCCAUCUUCAUCUUCAUCAGCAACACCGGUGGCGAGCAGAUUAACCAGGUGGCACUGGAAGCAUGGCGCAGCCACCGGGACCGCGAGGAGAUCCGCCUGCAGGAGCUGGAGCCAGUCAUCUCCCGGGCUGUGCUGGACAACCCACACCAUGGCUUCUGGCGCUCGGGCAUCAUGGAAGAGCAUCUCUUGGAUGCCCUGGUGCCCUUCCUGCCACUCCAGCGGCACCACGUGCGGCACUGCGUGCUCAACGAGCUGGCCCAGCUGGGCCUGGAGCCCAGGGAUGAGGUCGUCCAGGCUGUGCUGGAUAGCACCACCUUCUUUCCUGAGGACGAGCAGCUCUUUUCCUCCAAUGGCUGCAAGACUGUGGCUUCCCGAAUCCCCUUCUUCCUCUGACUCUCCAGGUGGCGUCCUUGCCCUCCUCUACCUGGCCAGGCUGUUCAGGAAAGCCCUGGGUUUCUGCCAGGGAGACCCUGUCCUGAGCCUCCUGGAGAGUGGGCCCCGUAACGCAGAGUGAAGAGGAAGAGGGCUGCUGGCUAGCCCUUGGGACAGAGGGCCAGGCCGGCCCUGCCUCUGAACUGGCCUGAGGGCAUCUUGGCCUUUGCUUCCUUCCCCGGGGAAACCACUGGUCACCCCAGAACCUCACUGAGCCUUGAUCUUGCCCUCCAGCCUGAGCCUUCUUCAAAUGUGAAUUGUAACUCAGGGACUGGGGCUCGUGGCUGCUCCCUCCCUCCUCGGUCUGUUACCCGUGGCCCCUUGCUCUGGCACCAUACCCCAGCCCUCCCUCCCACACCUUAUGUCCCAGCAUCGUAAAGCCAGGCUGAGGCUUCUCAGUCUCCAUGAACAGAGGGACUCUGUCAUGUGGGCUUCGUUUUUAAAGUUUUUAAUUUUGUAAAAGAAGAAGACAAAUACAAUAAACUUAGCCAUGGGACCAGAGGAA